This is a messenger RNA of Anopheles maculipalpis, 682 nucleotides long. RefSeq lists its product as uncharacterized. The coding region runs from base 2 to 682 and encodes 226 amino acids. The record is from RefSeq and is a predicted model, not a curated record. The transcript has 3 exons. NCBI's taxonomy places the organism in Eukaryota, Metazoa, Arthropoda, Insecta, Diptera, Culicidae.
CAUGAAACCUGCCUUCUUGAUAGUGUCGGGCUUUAUCGUGCUCAUUCUAGUGCUUGUGAUUCCCGAAACAUAUGGUAAUGUGCAUGAUUUUGAUGGAAAUGAGCUGCACACACCACCAUACGAUCGACGCCGUCCGAUGAGCAAGGAGCAAGUCCCGGCAGGACGCGGAUUUACGGACAGUGCGCGAGAUAUUCUGGCGAGUCCUGCCGGUCAGUUGGCUGCGUACGUUGCGAAGGAGAUGAUCAGUCGAUCGGCAGGAAACAGUCAGGUGCUCAGCUUGAACUUGACGAAUCUCUUGAUACUGUUUCUGCUAAAGGCGCUCAUCUUUGCCGCCGGAUUGAUCGGUGCCGGGAACUGGAGUCAGUACGCUCGAGGCCGCAGUGAAGAAGGUGCUGCGAGUGGAGGAUUUUUACUGCCGGGCGAAGCUAACCUCAUCAUCGGCUAUCUGGCGGCGGAAGGUUCCGGCCAGGACGGGUGUCUGAUGCGGUCCGCCUGCCGUGCACCGCGAACAGCCGAUGAGUAUGCACGGGCGGCACACGCCCUUAUGAAGGGUGCGGAGAUGUUUAGCCCGGAAAUAGCGGACAAUUACAACUACAAGCGCCUGCUGACGAGCCUGGACCGGGCCGCAAUGGAAGGGUUGCAGGGAGCACCGUGCGAAAUGAUUUAUGCCUGUCAUAUCUGA